This is a messenger RNA of Abrus precatorius (Indian licorice), 890 nucleotides long. RefSeq names its product 18 kDa seed maturation protein. The record is from RefSeq and is a predicted model, not a curated record. Gene Ontology annotation, biological process: embryo development ending in seed dormancy. The transcript is spliced from 2 exons. Bases 62 to 586 code for a protein of 174 amino acids. NCBI's taxonomy places the organism in Eukaryota, Viridiplantae, Streptophyta, Magnoliopsida, Fabales, Fabaceae.
GAAGAUAGAGUUAACCUAAAAGUAGAACAGAAAGAAAGAAAGAAAGAAUCGAUCCUUGAAAAUGCAGGGUGCAAAGAAAGCAGGAGAAGCCAUGAAGGAAACCGCUGCCAACGUUGGUGCUUCUGCCAAGUCUGGCAUGGAGAAGACCAAGGCCACCGUCCAAGAAAAGACAGACAGAAUGAGGGCACGCGAUCCUCUCCAAAAGGAGAUGGCAACCCAGAAGAAAGAUGAAAGGAUGAACCAGGCGGAGCUGGAUAAGCAGGCGGCGCGUGAGCACAACGCGGCGGCGAAGCAGUCGGCCACGGCGGGUCACAUGGGUCAGGGCCAUUACACAACCGGGACUGGGACUGGAACCGCCACAUACUCCACCACAGGAGAAUAUGGACAGCCCAUGGGGGUCCACCAAACAUCGGCAGUGCCAGGUCAUGGAACUGGGCAGCCCACGGGCCAUGUCACCGAAGGAGUGGUGGGCUCACAGCCCAUUGGGACCAAUAGAGACCCGGGUGGGACAGCUACAGCCCAUAAUACCCGUGUGGGGGGAAACCCAAAUGAGUAUGGAUAUGGGACUGGGGGUACUUACAGUUAAAUAACGAUGAUUAUAUCAUCAGUCUUUUAUAAGCAACAGUUAGAAAAAGAAAAAAGGGUUUCAUAAAAAGAUAAAAGAAAAAGAGGGUUAGCUAAUAUAAUUAGGGGUAUGGUUUGCGUUCAUGUUUGUCUCCUUUUCUCUUCAUUUUUAUUAUGGAGAGUUUGGUGUGGUUUUACAGUAGUCUUUUCGCUUCUACGUGGAGACAAGGCAUUAUGUGUCUUGAAGUUGUAUCACUUUGUUUCAAUUUCAAUUAAUUAAUAAAUAAAACUAUGGUUGUGUAAAAAUAAACAAUCAUUUCACUUUG